GGCUGUCGAUAGAUUUUCUUUCCUCUCCUUGAUCGGUUCUGAUUCUGGUUGGAGGGAGGGUUUCCAAAGCUCUUCAACGGGAGGCGGGAGCUUGAAAACGCAAAGGGUGGUCUUCUUCUCCGCUCUCCGGCGGCCCAAAACAGAAGAAAGAAGUAAAGAAGAAAAGCGGGAAACUGAGGUUAAGUAAAGAUAGAGCACACUGGACAUGCUAAUUUCUUGACUUGGGUUUAUUUUUGACGGAAUUUCUCAAUGGCAUUGUUAUUUAAGGAUCCCAGCAAGCUUUCAGCAUAUCGGGAUAGAAGAUUUCCUGGUUCACAAGAAGAAUUUGAACAUGCGCUACAGACUUCUACAACUGUUUAUGUUGGGAAUAUGUCCUUCUACACAACGGAAGAGCAAGUUUAUGAAUUAUUUUCUCGAGCUGGAGAGAUCAAAAAAAUAAUCAUGGGUUUGGAUAAGAACACCAAAACCCCAUGUGGUUUUUGCUUUGUCAUAUACUACUCUAGGGGUGAUGCUGAGGAUACCGUUAAAUACGUAAGCGGGACAAUUCUUGAUGAUCGUCCAAUUCGUGUUGAUUUUGACUGGGGAUUCCAAGAAGGAAGGCAAUGGGGUCGUGGUCGAAGUGGUGGACAGGUGCGAGAUGAAUAUCGUACUGAUUAUGAUCCUGGUAGAGGUGGUUAUGGAAAAUUGGUCCAGAGAGAACUGGAAGCACAGAGGCAGCUAGUAGAUUAUGGUGCAGGUUCUUUGGGUGCUUUCCCACCUGUUAUGCCAUCUCAUUAUGCUAGACAUGGUGGUCAGGGGCAUGGGGGUUCCCAUAGACAUGGUAGAGAUUACCAUCGCAAGCGCUACCGGGAAGAUGAUCGCCAUGCAUCAGAUGUCUCAAAAAGAAGUUCUGAUCAUGAAUCCCGGCGAGCCUCUGAUCAUGAGUCCAGGCCGGAAAAGAACCCACGUUUUCGGGAGAGUGGGGAUUCUGAUGAUGAGGAUGAAGAUGACCGAAAGAGAAGGCCUUAACUUCACUGUUGUAGUGUUGACACUGCCUUAUUGGUCAACAACCAUGAAGCAUUGGUCGAUCUUCGAUGAAAUCUACCUGUGAGGGUUAAAUCCAUGAAGCAAGAACCUGCAUUUAUCAAAGCAUUGUUGCCCAUCCAGUAAUGUGAAGAUAGGACUGAACAAUUUUAUCUUGCAAUAGCUUUGAUUCUUGGAAGCAGUAGAUAUCUUCAUAUCUAAUAUGUUUGUUAUUACUCUUUACACCCAAAGGACUCAAAUGCAAAGAGAAUUUUUAUUUAUCCUGAUUAGCAUGUUUGUUACUUGACAUGGCUUUCACGGUUUUACUUUCAAAUACAGAGCUUUCCUUUGAA
Molecule: messenger RNA, 1355 nt
Organism: Nelumbo nucifera (sacred lotus)
Lineage: Eukaryota; Viridiplantae; Streptophyta; Magnoliopsida; Proteales; Nelumbonaceae
Gene: CBP20
Product: CAP-binding protein 20
Biological process (GO): mRNA cis splicing, via spliceosome
Cellular component (GO): nuclear cap binding complex
Molecular function (GO): RNA cap binding
Source: RefSeq, a predicted model, not a curated record